Molecule: messenger RNA, 2930 nt
Organism: Brassica napus (rape)
Lineage: Eukaryota; Viridiplantae; Streptophyta; Magnoliopsida; Brassicales; Brassicaceae
Product: pyridine nucleotide-disulfide oxidoreductase domain-containing protein 2-like
Exons: 16
Coding region: 89-1768 (559 amino acids)
Molecular function (GO): oxidoreductase activity
Source: RefSeq, a predicted model, not a curated record
UCAAAACUAUUGGGGACGAAAGUAAAUCACCAACUUGGAGUGGAGUGACAGACUUUUGAGUAGAGAAACGUGGACUGAAGAAGAGAAAAUGUGGCGCCGGAGCUUUAGCGCGACGCCUGGUCAAUUGACUAAGAAGAAAUGGGACGCGUUGGUGAUCGGCGGCGGCCACAACGGUUUGGUAGCUGCAGCUUACCUAGCGCGCGGCGGUCUCUCCGUGGCAGUUCUCGAGCGACGCCACGUCAUCGGCGGGGCGGCAGUGACGGAGGAGAUCGUUCCGGGCUUCAAAUUCUCACGCUGCAGUUACGUCCAGGGACUAAUUCGUCCAUGCAUCAUUAGUGAUUUGGAGUUAGGCAGACACGGGCUUAAGCUUCUGAAGAGGAGUCCUGCGUCGUUUACGCCUUGUUUGGAUGGGCGUUAUCUUCUUCUAGGCCCAGAUCAGGCGCUUAACCACUCUGAGAUUUCCAAGUUCUCGAGAAGUGAUGCUGAAGCUUACCCAAGAUACGAGAAGCAGCUAGAGAGGUUUGGUAGAUUCAUGGAUACUCUCUUGGAUGCAGCUCCUCCAGAGUCUCUGCAAGGUGACUCUUCUUUUAAUGACAAGCUGAGCAAUAAGUUGCACAAAUCUGCUUUCUGGGCUCGGUGUCUCCGCCAAGCAGCUUCUUUGGGGCAAAAGGAUAUGGUGGACUUCAUGGAUCUUCUAUUGGCCCCAGCUUCAAAAGUUUUGAACAACUGGUUUGAGUCUGAUGUCCUGAAGGCGACUCUUGCAACAGAUGCUGUGAUUGGAUCUACGGCCAGUGUCCAUACUCCUGGAAGUGGAUAUGUCUUGCUACAUCAUGUGAUGGGAGAAUCAGAUGGAGAGCAUGGCAUUUGGUCUUACGUCGAAGGUGGGAUGGGCUCUGUCUCCAUGGCUAUAGCCAAUGCUGCAAAGGAAGCUGGCGCUCAAAUUUUCACAAACGCAGAGGUUUCUGAAGUGUUGACUGAGGAUUCUAGCAGCGUGAAAGGGGUUUUGCUUGCUGAUGGUACACGGGUGGAAUCAUCGGUUAUAUUGUCCAAUGCAACCCCUUACAGAACUUUUGUGGAGCUGGUUCCGUCCAAUGUUCUUCCUGAAAAGUUCGUCAGUGCUAUAAAGAACUCAGAUUACAGCUCAGCAACUACCAAAAUAAACAUGGCUGUUGACAAGUUACCGCAGUUCCAAUGCUGUAACAACACUAAUCAUUCGGGACCAGGACCAGAGCAUUUCGGCACUAUACACAUUGGUGCAGAGACCAUGGACGAGGUUCACACAGCAUGUCAUGAUGCUGAAAACGGCUUACCAUCAAGAAGACCAGUGAUCGAAAUGACUAUUCCAUCCACACUAGACAAUACCAUAUCUCCUCCAGGGAAACAUGUAAUCAACUUGUUCAUCCAAUACACUCCUUACAAGCCAUCAGAUGGAACCUGGGAAGAUCCUGUGUAUCGAGAAGCAUUUGCACAAAGAUGUUUCAAAUUGAUUGAUGAAUAUGCACCUGGGUUUAGCUCAUCCGUCAUUAGCUACGAUAUGCUGACUCCUCCCGAUCUCGAAAGGGAAAUUGGUCUAACAGGAGGAAACAUCUUUCACGGUGCCAUGGGAUUAGAGUCUCUCUUCUUGAUGCGGCCGGUGAAAGGAUGGUCGAACUACAAAAGUCCUUUGAAAGGACUCUACUUGUGCGGAAGUGGAGCUCACCCCGGAGGUGGAGUUAUGGGCGCACCGGGAAGAAACGCAGCUCUUGUUGUUCUUCAAGACUUGAAAUAAAUCUAGAGACGUCAAUGUUAACUGUAUCUGUUUAGGAGGACUCUUUGACUUCAACUUAAAAACUUCUGUUGCUUUGUACUUCGCUGUCUCUCUUGGUAAGGACAGAUGUGUUACUAUCCAAUAAGAAGCCUCCACGUGUAUGUUUACCUAAAAAAGACCUAAGUGGCUAAAGGAACAAUUAUGAGAAGUGAUAAAAAGCACAUUGGCGCCGCAAAAUACGAAGGAAAUCUUCGAUGGAAAAUCUUUCUCCUCUACGAGACGACGAUGAGGAAAACGAAGUAGACGAAGCCAAAAUGCUCCUCAUCGGUGAGAACGGAACCAACGGUGAUAGCUUCUCUCCUCGGUCCGACGGUGCACCGGAGCUCCAGCAUUACACUAUCCGCUCCAUCAAGUCAACGGUCGUGAUUCGUCAACUGACGUCACAGGGUCUCUCCUUCCAGCUCUGGCCAGCCGCUUCUACUUUCGUCGCGCUUCUCGAUAACUACCGCCUCGACCCUGCCAACAGCCCCCUCGCCGCAACACUCUCCUCGCUGAAACCCGCCGGCUCUACUACUACACCGAUGAACAUUCUCGAGCUCGGAUCCGGAACCGGCGUCGUCGGAAUCGCCGCGGCGAUCACUCUUUCCGCUUCCGUCACGGUGACGGAUCUCCCGCACGUCCUCGACAACCUCAGCUUCAACGCAGAGGCGAACGCUCAGACUGUGGCGAGAUUCGAAGGUCAAGUCCACGCGGCACCGCUUCGUUGGGGAGAGGCUGAUGACGUGGAGCUUCUGGGGCCGAACGUUGACUUGGUUGUAGCGUCUGACGUGGUGUACCACGACCAUCUGUACGAGCCUCUACUGAAAACGCUGCGUUUAAUGGUGGCGGCGAAGGGGUCAGAGGGGAAGAGGCUGAUAUUUCUGAUGGCUCAUCUAAGGAGGUGGAAGAAAGAGUCUGUCUUCUUCAAGAAAGCUAGAAAGGUCUUUGAUGUUGACGUUAUACACUCUGAUGAGCCUCGAAAUGGUGCAAGAAGCGGCGUGUUGGUUUACCGUUUUGUCGCGAAACAACCGAAUCAAAAUGGUCGGAUUGUUUCGUGUUAACAGUUUGCAAAUUUUCAGGAUUAAUUUCUUAUGUGUUUAUCAAAAGAUUUCCACAUUAUGAAGCAAUUUGGUUACUCUUUCUA